Phyllotreta striolata is the source of this 2601-nucleotide messenger RNA. The record is from the annotation of a GenBank genome assembly. Lineage: Eukaryota; Metazoa; Arthropoda; Insecta; Coleoptera; Chrysomelidae.
AUGUGGGCGAUAUUUUUGUUAUCUUGCUUACUCCAUUUUUCCACCCAAGACGCACCCGCCAUUAAAAUAAUAUUAAUGAAGGAAAAAUAUCAAGACACGAUCACAGAAUGGUACAAUGAUUUCGUGGAUUCAAUAGAGUCUCUUCAAUUCGAAACCAUCGAACUAAAUAUCGAUACUUUCAAUAAAACCAAAGCUUGCGAUACUCUAUCUCAAGGAGCGCAAAUUGUAUUAGACAUAACUUGGGGCAAACAGGAGGAAGCUGAGCAAUUAUUUUCCAGCAUCGGAAUUCCAUAUGUUAAAAUAGAUGUAGCUAUAACACCAUAUUUGGAUUUGCUUGAUAGUUACUUGGAUUUAAGAAAUGCCACGGAUAUCACGCUGAUAUUCGAGGAUCCUUGGUAUGUUGAUCAAACUCUUCAUUACUGGAUGAACAUCCCGAAAAUGAGAAUGAUAAUGACAGACACUUUGACGGCAGGCUCUUUGAAAAAAUUAAGAGAUAUUCGACCGAUUCCAAACAAUUUCGCCUUAUUUGCAACCACAGAAAAUAUGAAUAGGCUCUUUAAAUUAGCCCUUCGAGAGAACCUAGUAAUACUACCAGAACGUUGGAAUUUGGUCUUCCUAGACUUCCAUUCGAACGCAUUAGACAGAAAUUUAAUAGCCAAAGGAUCAGUCAACAUCCUCACGUUAAACCCAGAGCUCUGCUGCUACUUCACCAGCUCCAACGACGACUGCAACUGCCCCAGAGAUUUCGAUCUGCGCAAGCAUUUCCUGCAAAAAUCCCUGACCGUGAUCGCCGACGCCGUUUCCGGUCUCCUAAAGGAAGGGACUUCGAUAGAAACCCCGCUUUGCGAUGGCAAAAUCGCCAAUGAAGGAUUGCAGAAAUCCUUCGACGACCGCCUGUUUUCCACCUUCGCCAACGACGAUUUCAUGUACUACAAUUACUCGAAGAUCAGGCUGAGAAGCUUCGGAUCGAUUGGUAUCGGUAACAAUGGCUCUGUUGAGCUUGUUGUGAGCUACGAUGACGGGCAUGCUACUCUAGUGGAAAACAAAACUAUCCAGCCUAUUAAAGCUUUUUAUAGUAUAGGAGUUUCGCAUGCGCUGCCGUGGAGUUACAAAGCGAAAGAUCCUGAGACGGGUGAAAUGAAAUGGACCGGUUAUUGCGUCGAUUUCGCCGAGAAAAUAGCGGAAGUGAUGAAUUUCAAUUUCGAAAUCGUCGAACCCAAGGAAGGAACUUUUGGCGAAAAGGUUAAUGGUGUUUGGAACGGCGUUGUAGGGGAUCUGGUUUCUGGAAGAACCGAUUUGGCUAUUACAGCUCUCAUUAUGACGGCCGACAAAGAAGAGGUGAUCGAUUUUGUGGCUCCCUAUUUCGAACAAACCGGAAUAACAAUCGUGAUGCGAAAACCAGUCAGGAAAACCUCUUUGUUCAAAUUUAUGACAGUGCUCAAAUUAGAGGUGUGGUUCAGCAUAGUAGCAGCAUUGAUAGUAACAGGAUUCAUGAUUUGGUUCCUGGAUAAAUACUCACCAUACAGCGCAAGGAACAACAAAAAAGCCUACCCGUAUCCUUGCAGAGAGUUUACUUUAAAAGAAAGCUUCUGGUUCGCGCUCACUUCUUUCACGCCACAAGGCGGCGGGGAAGCCCCCAAAUCCCUCUCUGGUAGAACCCUCGUAGCCGCCUACUGGCUAUUCGUAGUACUAAUGUUAGCCACUUUCACCGCCAAUUUGGCCGCUUUCCUCACCGUAGAACGAAUGCAGGCUCCAGUCCAAUCCUUGGAGCAGCUAGCGAGGCAAUCGAGAAUCAACUACACUGUAGUGAGGAACUCCCAAACGCACCGGUACUUCAUCAACAUGAAGUACGCCGAGGAUAUUCUUUACAAAAUGUGGAAAGAACUGACUCUAAACGCCUCCACCGACGACAAGCGGUACCGCGUGUGGGACUACCCCAUAAGGGAGCAGUACGGCCACAUUCUGCUGGCCAUCAACGACUCGAACCCGGUGGAUACGGCCGAAGAAGGCUUCAGGAACGUCGACGAGCACCUGGACGCCGACUACGCCUUCAUACACGACUCCAGCGAGAUCAAGUACGAGAUCAGCAUGAACUGCAACCUGACGGAGGUCGGGGAGGUGUUCGCCGAGAAGCCCUACGCCGUGGCCGUGCAGCAAGGCAGCCACAUGCAGGACGAGCUGAGCAAAGUGAUUCUGAAGCUGCAGAAGGACCGGUUCUUCGAAGGGUUGCAGGAGAAGUACUGGAAUCAUUCGGCCAAAGGGAAUUGCCCGAGUAUGGAUGAUAAUGAGGGAAUUACACUGGAGAGUUUAGGUGGUGUCUUCAUAGCAACUUUAUUCGGUCUGGCUUUAGCCAUGAUUACCUUAAUCGGGGAAGUUAUAUAUUAUAGGAAGAAGUUAAGGGAGAGAGAUGAUAAAAAAUCGCCACCUAAACUCGUCAACAGCUUAUCUUUGUCGCCGUAUUACCCGAAAGAGUUGAAACCGAUGACUAUUUCUAUAAAGCCCGGGAAUUUCAAGGAAACGCUGAAGAGCGAUGAUAAAUUGAACAGUUCUAAUCUCAUUUUGUAUCCCAGAGGAAGGAACAGGAUUUCGCACAAUAAGUAA